This is a messenger RNA of Penicillium concentricum, 1506 nucleotides long. RefSeq names its product translation initiation factor 4B. The transcript is spliced from 7 exons. The record is from RefSeq and is a predicted model, not a curated record. The coding region runs from base 1 to 1506 and encodes 501 amino acids. NCBI's taxonomy places the organism in Eukaryota, Fungi, Ascomycota, Eurotiomycetes, Eurotiales, Aspergillaceae. Gene Ontology annotation, molecular function: RNA binding.
AUGGCUCCCAAAAACAAAGCCCAGAAGAUGUCUAUGAGCACCUUCUUGGCCGAUGAAAGCCUUGGCUCUUGGGCUGAUGAGAUGGAGGAUAUGCCCCUUCCUUCCACCCAGCCUUUGACAUCCACCUUCAGCCGUCGCCCCGCGGGUGAUUUGGCAUUCGGCUCUGGCUCCACCGGCGGUUUUGAGCGCGAGCGUGGUGGAUAUGCCGUCCGGGAGCCUCUUGAUCUCCCCACCCAGCCCCCCUACACUUGCCACGUUGGCAAUCUUUCCUUCGAAUCAACUGAGGCCGAUAUCUCCGAGCUUUUCUCUGCAUGUGGCGUGACGAGCGUCCGUCUCGUCGAGGACAAGUUGACAAAGGCCCCCAAGGGUUUCGGAUAUGUCGAGUUUGAGACCGUCGAGGGCCUGCAGAAGGCUCUGGAUCUGUCUGGCUCGUCUCUCCAGGGACGUUCCAUCCGUACCAGUGUUGCGGAGCCUCCCAAGGAAUCUCGCCUGGAAGGCAAGGAUCUUGACUGGUCCCGACGUGGCCCCCUCCCCGAACUUCCCCAACGCCGUGCGCCUGAGCGCUCCAGCUUCGGACGUGGCAUGGGUGGCGGCUCCGAUGCGGGCAGCGACCACGGUGGCCGCCGCAGCAACUUCGAGUCCGACGGAAAGCCCCGUGACUUCAACAACUGGGAGCGCAAGGGACCCCUUUCGCCCUCUGCCGGUGGCCCGCCUCGCGAGGGUGGCCGCGAGCACAGCAACGACGGACCCGGUUCCAGCUUCCGGAGAACAGAGGCCGCAUGGGGUGAGGGACGUUCCCAGGACGAGGGCUCCCGCCCUCCCCGCCCCGAGCACGUUCGCCCGGAGCCUACACCUACUGCUGCCGAUAUGGACAACCAGUGGCGCGCGAGAAUGCGCCCCGACGAAACCCCCAAGGAGCCCAUCAGCCCCGCCUCCCCCUCUGCCACUCCUGCCGUUCCUGCUGCCCCUGCUGGCCGCCCCAAGCUGAACCUGACCAAGCGCACUGUCUCAGAGAACCCCACCCCCGCCUCAGCCACUAGCGAUUCCAAGGCCAGCCCCUUCGGUGCCGCUCGCCCCAUUGACACCGCUACCCGCGAGCGUCAGGUCGAGGAGAGACGCCAGCUUGCUAUCCGCCAAAAGCAGGAAGCUGCUGAUAAGGCCAAGGCCGAGAAGGCCGAAAAGUUUGCUGAGAAGCAAAAGCAGGCCAAGGAGUCCGCCCCUGCUGUGGACCACAACGGCAAGGAUGCUCUUGAGACCCCCAAGGGUGGUGGCAACUUUGAGAUCCUCCAACGGGCCGGUGAGGAUGGCGAGUUGAGCGCCGACAAGGAGACCGAGGAGACGGCAGCUGCCGCUCCUGCCGAAACCAAGAAGGCCUCCGCUAACGGCUGGAGAGCCCCGGCCGCUGAGGCUGGUGCUGCUGCUGGCGGUGACGACGAGGGAUGGAGCACGGUCAGCGUAAACAAGCGCAACAAGGGCCGUGGACAGACUGGUCGUGGAUUCGCAUAA